Messenger RNA from Penicillium diatomitis, 1284 nucleotides. RefSeq names its product acyl-CoA-binding domain-containing protein. The transcript has 3 exons. Gene Ontology annotation, molecular function: fatty-acyl-CoA binding. The record is from RefSeq and is a predicted model, not a curated record. Gene Ontology annotation, biological process: fatty acid metabolic process. Bases 1 to 1284 code for a protein of 427 amino acids. Lineage: Eukaryota; Fungi; Ascomycota; Eurotiomycetes; Eurotiales; Aspergillaceae.
AUGGACACAAUGACUGACUUUUCUACCUCGUUCGUAUCACGGGCUGUAGAUCGCGUCUUCGUCCAUGCCUUAAAUACAGUGAAGAGGAUUCCGCGGACGGGGACCGCGCGACCCCCGGCCGCGGAGCGCUUGAAGCUUUAUGGAUUGUAUAAGCAGAGCAUGGAGGGUGAUGUCGAAGGCGUCAUGGCUCGCCCCGUGGGGAAUACCCCGGAGGUACAUGCCGAGUGCGAAAAGUGGGAUGCUUGGUACGCUCAGCGCGGACUCACCCGCACCGAAGCCAAACGCCGCUAUAUCGGCACACUCAUCGAUACAAUGCAUUGCUAUGCCUCGCAAACGCCCGAAGCGCGCGAGCUCGUCUCCGAACUGGAAUUCGUCUGGGAUCAAAUCAAAUACAACGCCUCUUCGUCCUCCUCGUCCUCUCCACUCAACGCCGUCGGAGUCCCGCCCUUAUCGCAUCAUCAGGGUAGCGCAUACGGUAGCAUCGGUGGACGUCUUGCACAAUCAUCGUCAUCGGACCGUUAUGAGAGACCUGAUCUCCGAGCCAACGAUACCCGCGAUUCAAGACUGCGCGUCUUGAGUCCUGUCAGCCAACCGGAGGAAGAAGCAUAUUACCGUCGGCGACGGUCCGCAGACGCACUUCGUCACGACAAUGACAACGACGUUGACGAGGACGAGGAGGACGAUGACGAAGAUGAAGAUGAAGAAUAUGAAGAGGCUCGUGAUAGCUUAUACGAACCAGAAGAAGACCACGACUCUUCCACCACCGACACCCACACCCACACCCACACCGACACAGAAAACCAUUCCCACUCUCACAGCAACGCCGACCCUCAGACCGAUUCACACUCUCACAACAAUGACCAGAACCACAACCACAAUCAGAACCCCGUCCGACGCAAAUCCUCCUCUGGCGUCAGCGACGGCACAAGCCUGCACUCCCCCGACUCUCAAGACCCUUCACAUCCCCGCAGCCGCCGAUGGCGCCGUCGCGUAGAACAAGCCCUCACAAAAAUGACGGCCGAAAUUGCCGCCGUCCGAGAGCAAAUGGAGGCCCGCACGCUCGUGCAUCGUCGUCGCGCCGGGAUCUGGGCCUGGCUCAAGUGGAUGCUAUGGGCGGUCAUGCGCCAGAUCAUCUGGGAUGUGGCGCUGCUGGGAGGCCUCUUGAUCUGGAUGCGGAUGAGAGGUGAUCGAAGGCUCGAGGAGCGAUUGCGCGAGGGAUGGUCUGCUGUGCGGGCCAAAUUGGGGAAGUUGAGAGGGUUGAGAGGGGUACCCAGUGCACCAUAG